AUGUGUGGAUCGAGUGUAUACACCAGACGAAUUAAAGAAGUUCAAAGUAUGCCAAUUACAGACUUUGUGUCUGACGAGAAAGAUAGCCUUUGCAAAAUCAAUGAGCAAGCCUACUAUUCCUAUCAACACAGUAUGAAACGAUACAAUAAUACUGCUAAACCUCUGAAAGACUAUUAUGUUGGAUCUGUUGACUUUGCAUUACCGGUAUAUCUCAUCGUCAAGAUCUUUAGAUAUACUUGGGAUAUGUUGCUAGACAAGACUAUCCCACCCGAACCUACUGAAACCCACUACCAAAGAUUCAGGAUGGCUCUUCGCUUGGCUUCGGUCAACAAACAACUGUUUAGUGUGAUUUCAUUGUUUCCUGUAUCGAUGAAACUCUCUUACCGUGAUUGCAGCGCUAUGGAGAACAAGACAUGGUGCGUUCUCAAACGUCCCACCAAAUUGACAAUGCAAUUAGAAGAUGCUAAUUCACUCCUCGCCGUAAAGAAUCUCUACCCUGCACAUGCAGAGUUAUUGUCAAUGGUCACCAAAUUCAAGAUCACCCGACUCUUAUGCAGACCAUUCACGUUCUAUCACUUCAACAAAUUGAACACAUUGCUUUGUGUCAAAAAAGGUCUUGGUCCCUACACGUACUUGGAAGAAUACUUUGAGAAUGUGAAACAUCCAAUGGUAAAGAUGGUGCUACCUGGUGGAUACCAAAUCACCAACAAAAUUAUCGUAGACUCGCUCGUCACACUUGGUGCUAAAACCAUUCAUGCUGAACACAAGAAUCUCAAGAAAUUCAUUGCCACUUACACCGCUUCUUUCUUUCCCCGAUCAAUGCCACCCAACACAGUACUAUUAAAUCCACCCCCUCCCAUUGUAAUCGAUUACUAUCGUGGCAUUACCCAUUUGCGUAUCUACCUCGAACCAUACCUUUUUGAUACUUGGAUCGAGAAAAUGCACAUAUUCCCUAGUUUGGUCACGUUGGAAAACACAGGUGCCUUUGCCCUCGAGUUUGCUAGCAGAGUAUAUGAAAGUCAACAAAAUCCAUUCCUCUCUUAUUUCAUUGUCUGGUGUGGUUUAAAAGAUUUGGUCCCCGCACCAAACACCAACUCUAAACUUGAAUACCUUAAAGAAAAAUGGAUCUACUCUAAUGGUACCAAAAGAUUUGGUAUCAAAUCAAACAACAAGAUAAAAAAUAAAAAAAGGACAAAAGAAUUGGAUAAUUAA
Molecule: messenger RNA, 1212 nt
Organism: Cavenderia fasciculata
Lineage: Eukaryota; Evosea; Eumycetozoa; Acytosteliales; Cavenderiaceae
Exons: 2
Coding region: 1-1212 (403 amino acids)
Source: RefSeq, a predicted model, not a curated record